AUGUACACUUUGCCGACAGGCGUAGCUUCUACUACUACCGAAAUACUAACAACAACAACAAUAACAACAACAAUAACAACAACAACAACAACGACAACGACAACGACAACGACAACAACAACAACAACAACAAUAACAACAACAACAACUGCAGUCUGUCUUUUGUCUUCAAACUCGACAUGGAAUCAAACUGGUGUAACUGUAGCUGGCAAUUCAGGUGUCAAUGGCUCUAGUUUUUCUCUAUUAUAUAGUCCAGUUGGAUUACAUCUUGACACGUUAAACAAUAUAAUGUAUAUUGCUGACCAAAAUAAUUAUCGUGUCCUAAAAUGGCCCGUAGGUAGCUCAGCAGGUACAAUUUUCGCUGGUAAUGGUAUAAUGCCACAGUCAUGUGGUAGCGUUAAUCAGUUUCUAAGUGUUGCUGGUGUAGCAAUGGAUAAUUCUGGUAACGUUUAUGUAUCGGAUAAUGGAUGCGCAUCAGUAUUCCAAUUUCCUCCAAAUUCAGAUUCAACUACAAAUGGUACCAUCGCACUAAUCGACGUUAGUUAUCCGGAGCUGAUUUUUCUCGAUCCAUUGACAAAUGUUUUAUAUGUAGCCGUGUCUGGUGACACACGAGUAUUAAAACAGGCAGUCAAUAAUGACACUAGUGUAAUUGUAGCAGGAGGCUCACAGGGCACUGCUCUAAAUAAACUUGAUUCGCCGAACGGUGCCUAUUAUGAUUCUGUAACUGGCAAGUUGUAUGUUGCUGAUACAGGCAAUCAUCGUAUACUUCGAUUUCCUCCAGGAUCAGCACGAGAUACCUUCGGAGUAGUUGUAGCUGGCAAUGGUAUUGCUGGUAACGGAGCAAAUCAAUUACAUAGCCCAUCGGAUGUUAUUGUGGAUCAGAAUGGUACUUUAUAUAUAGCUGAUGGAUUUAAUAAUCGAAUUCAGCGAUGGCUACCAAAUGCUACAAGUGGGGAUACAAUUCUUGGUUCCGCAACUGGUGCAUCUGGUACAGCAGCAA
Messenger RNA from Didymodactylos carnosus, 1000 nucleotides. Lineage: Eukaryota; Metazoa; Rotifera; Eurotatoria; Philodinida; Philodinidae. The record is from the annotation of a GenBank genome assembly.